AUGGAACAAAUAGGAACACUACUGCAACGAAGGCAGUAUACACGGAAAGAUCUUAAUAUUGACCAGGAUAGCACGGAUGAUCCGAACAUGAGUUAUGACUUUUUAAAAGGACGUGCACCUUCCAGAUCUCUAGGGAAUGCGUUGGAAGCACUAUCCUCGUCAGGAUCAUCACAGUCAUCAUCUACCGUUGUUCGUAAUACUGAAUCACCAAGCAAGACGACAAAUGAGCAAUUGAAAAAUAUUUCUCUCAGUACAUUAGAGAUGGAUGCUAACUUCAGAGAGAAAUUGCAUGUUGCCUUGACUUCCGCCAGGGAGAAUAGAACAGUUUCCGGAAAUAACACAUCAGUCGAGAAAGCGCGUUCACCGGUACCUUCAAGUUCGAUAACGGGAAAUUUUUCAACGGACAAGGAUGCCGGUACACAUUCGAAUGUGCAUAAAGGAACAAUUUAUCAAGAUGAGGAAGUUGUAAUGGACGAUCCACCGACUGAAAGGGAAGACAAACAUGUCAGAAUGGUAGAGUCUCGGAAGAAAGAGAAUGCUCGUAUGGACAAUUUGCAGAAUGUUAGUGAUAAUACUGGAAUGAGACAGUGUGAGGAGCACGAAGAGGAAAUCGUUGAUGACUAUGAAGAUGAUGACGAUGAUGAUGACUUUGGUAACCAAUUGCUUACAGACUACACCGAAGGUUUGCUACCAUCACCUCCCGCGUCUCCUCCACGUGAACUGGAUCCCAACAAAUUGUAUGCUCUGUAUGACUUUUCUGGACCUGAUUCAUCACAGGUGGAGCUCUCCAAAGAUGAUGCUGUCCAAUUACUGAAUGAUUCUGACAGCUUUUGGUGGCUUGUAAGACGUACGGGGGAUGGAACCGUUGGAUUUGCCCCUGCGGAAAUUUUAGAGACCUAUGAAGAGCGACUUGCCAGGCUCAACUGUUGGAAAAACGAGGUUCUAGAACGAGGUACAGAGAACACACAUUUGUCCACAGAAGACCUAAAGCUACUUGAUUAUAAUCCGGUUGACCGCAAAGCAGCAAGUAACAGCGAUGGCACAAACGGAACAGGUAAAAAUAUGUCGUCAUCUCUGGGUUCGAUACCGUCAUCAUUGACAUCAUACAAUAGUUCAUCAAUGCAAUCUCUUAGAAGCAUGAAGGAUCAUUUGACGUCGGCCGGGGCAGCCUCACUAGGCCGUAAAAGCUCGCUUAAAAGAGGAAAGAGCACCCAUAAAAAGAAUGUUACGUUUGCGGGAUCACUGCCUCAACUAACGGAGGAAACCAGUGAAGUAUAUUUACAUAAUGCAUCCGGCGAUGAUGAUGAGAAGGACGUUGUUGCAAAGCACGUGGAGGCAUCGAUACCAUUAAUUGUUCCAAAGAGAGCUUGCAGGACAAACUUUCUUAUAAACGAUCUGGAUGAGUAUGAUAGAACACAAAAGGACUCGAAUCCACCAAGUGCACCAUUUGUCAAUGGAUCUGGGUCCAUUGGAUCGUAUUCACCAUCUACCAACUCCGAUUAUAGUGAUGGUUGGGGAAACGAUGAAGUCAAGGUCAAGGAAGCCAAGGUGAUAAAGGAGCAUAGAUGCUUGAGCAAUUCAAAUAACGCUAUUGUUAAAGAGAAUAGCGAAGUGAACGAGUCGCGAUUCAAUACUCUAAGAAAGCUAUCCGGCAAGGAUGAAAAAUGCAAUAAAGGCGACAGUAAGAAAAAGCAUUCAAUACCACUUUCCCAAAGUAUUCAAAUGUUGGACGACUUGAUACAAAACAGUCCUGAGUUCAGCUCUCAGAGAUUGCGGGAUAAAGGGAACAAAUUUGUAGAUGCCGAAUUUGUACCUCCCGAUUUUAACGAUCAAGAUAGCAGUACCGGGCCGAGCACAAUUUCCACAUUAAGAAAGCGUUACAAGAGUGAGGAUUUAUCAUAUAACAACGUUCGAAAAGUAAAGGAUACUAGAAAACCACCUCGGGCUGUGUCAGAUUCAGGCUCUUUCACAAAAUUGCAUCCUGUGACUAGCGAGAUUUUCAAUCCUCUGAUGAAUCACAUGGAGGAGCUAGAGAAAAUGAUGAAAGAUAUUUACAUUGAAAAUCCAUCUACACACAAAUGA
Brettanomyces bruxellensis is the source of this 2082-nucleotide messenger RNA. RefSeq lists its product as uncharacterized. The transcript has a single exon. Lineage: Eukaryota; Fungi; Ascomycota; Pichiomycetes; Pichiales; Pichiaceae. The record is from RefSeq and is a predicted model, not a curated record. The coding region runs from base 1 to 2082 and encodes 693 amino acids. Gene Ontology annotation, molecular function: protein binding. Gene Ontology annotation, biological process: establishment or maintenance of actin cytoskeleton polarity. Gene Ontology annotation, cellular component: microtubule cytoskeleton; cell tip.